Psilocybe cubensis is the source of this 2055-nucleotide messenger RNA. RefSeq lists its product as uncharacterized. The record is from RefSeq and is a predicted model, not a curated record. The transcript is spliced from 11 exons. Gene Ontology annotation, biological process: transmembrane transport. Bases 1 to 2055 code for a protein of 684 amino acids. Lineage: Eukaryota; Fungi; Basidiomycota; Agaricomycetes; Agaricales; Agrocybaceae. Gene Ontology annotation, molecular function: ATP binding; ATP hydrolysis activity; ATPase-coupled lipid transmembrane transporter activity.
AUGAACCCAGAUGAAAAAAAGCCUGCCGACCUGAAUGAGUAUUCCAAUGUCAGGAUUGAUGAAUUUCAGCUGGGAGUCUGGAGAUUCAAGAUCGCCACAGAAACGGGGUUCAAUCCGCAGAAGUACUGGGAGGAUGUAAAGGUCUCUCUUCCCUUGUUCUUUCGUCUGGCUGUGGAUGUUUUCACAAUAUCCCCUCGGCUUUUUACAAUUUACAUUGUCUGUCAAAUCUGGCAAGGAAUCGAAGACACGAUACUUCUUCAACUCUCCAACAACCUCCUAAAAACAGUCGAGGCCGGACUUGUGGCAGGGAAGCCUGAUUCACGGGCUAUUGCAUCUGCAAUGUUAACCCGUGUACUCUGCACGGUAUUUGUGUCUUAUAUCCAGUGGUAUGGGGCAAAGACGUUGGAAAUAUUGGAAAAUCAGGUUACGAGACAUUAUGAGCUGAUUCUGAUGCAAUCCAACCUCAGACUCGAUUUGCCAACUUCGCAAGCUCCCGGAAAUAAGCAAGAAGCAACUGCGUCACAGGCAUGGGACUGUUUACAGAACAUCAUCAAUUUCGCAACAAUGAUGCUCAAGUCGUUCAGUCAGCUAUUGCUGAUCUUCCAUAUUUCACGUUCUAAUGGGGGGCCUUUUUUCGCUAUUUUGUGUGCCAGCGAGCCAAUAUCCUCGGUUCUUUUCUCUCGAUCUGCGUGGAAUCAAGUUUGUUUCGGAUUCAUUAAUAACACCUACUAUCAACGUAUGAUUUCUCUAAAGAAGAUGGUCAACGAUAAAUAUAGACAGGAUAUUAUCAGUGGCGGGUUGGGACAGUGGAUCAGCAAAGAGUUUAAAUUAGCUCAUACACAGGUUGGGAAUUUGUCAGAAACCCACCCAUUUAUUCAAUUCAGCAGGGUUACUACUACUCCAUUUAACUCUCUGUGGCAUAGGUUUCUCGGAGACCUUCCAAUGCUAUACUGUGCUUCCGAGGUUAUGUUGAGACCAACGAGGUUAUCCCUAUCGUCGAUCGCUAUUUUGCAACAGUCCUCCAGCACUGUGCGAAACUCCAUAUCGUUCGCGUUGCACAGCGGAUCACGCUUCCAAAAAAACUUGACCCUAAUUAAGACUAUAUACAACGCAACUAUUGUCAAAAAUACCAUGAAAGUAGGGAGCGUAUCAUACCCACACAUUCCUGAAAAUCCGAUUGCGAAUGUCAACCCAUCGAAGGGCAUGUCCUUCCAGCUAAAAAACGUCACAUUUUCGUACAGCGGUGCACAAAAGGAAACCCCCGCACUGAAAGAUAUUAAUUUGACCAUUAAGCCAGGUUCACUUGUUGUGAUAGUUGGAGCCAACGGCAGCGGAAAGUCCACUCUAAUCAGAAUCUUAUCCCGGCUGUACGACCCAUCGUCAGGCGAAGUACUUAUUGAUGGCCUUCCGUCCUCCGAUUAUAAGAUUGAUGAUCUCCAUCAAGCGACAGCACUUUUGAGUCAGGACAGCACACUAUACCCCUUAUCUCUAGCGGAAAAUAUUGGCCUCGGCUGUGAAGAAUAUGUCCACGACAUGGACAUGAUCACUGAAGCAGCAAAGCAAGGCGGCGCACUGCAAUUCACGGAAAAGUUCAAGGAAGGGAUGCAGACAAUGUUGGAUCCAUGCAUUCAGAGUGUCCAGAGGGGUCUCUACGGGAACCACAACCAUCCCUUAUACAAAGAGAUGCAGACUAUGAAGAAGCAAAUAGAUAUUUCUGGGGGAGAGAAACAGAGAGUCGUUGCGUCACGUUCAUUUAUGCGAUUUAAAUCUGGAAAGGUCAGCUUUGUAGCUGUGGACGAGCCAAGCUCUGCAUUAGACGCCGAAGGAGAGCUUGAUCUCUUCAAAAAUCUACUUGCGGUGCGAGAUGGGAAGACGAUGGUUUUUGUCACCCAUCGAUUCGGACAUCUUACAAAACACGCAAAUCUCAUUCUAUGCAUGAAAGAUGGAUCUGUCGUCGAAUCAGGAACACAUGAAGAUCUCAUGAAACUUGACGGAGAGUAUGCGAAGUUGUACAAUAUUCAAGCAAAUGCUUUUUCAGAUAAAUGGGAAAUUUGA